AUGUCAUCUGAAAUCAUACCAACAAAUCCAUAUGCACCAUUUUAUUCUCCAUUCUUCGGCUUUGCAGGGUGUGCUUUAGCAAUGGUUCUAUCUUCUCUAGGUGCUGCCAUCGGUACAGCAAAAUCAGGUAUAGGUAUCGCCGGUAUUGGUACUUUCAAACCAGAAUUAAUCAUGAAAUCCUUGAUUCCCGUCGUUAUGAGUGGUAUCCUGGCGAUUUAUGGUCUAGUCGUCGCUGUACUCAUCGCUGGUAAUAUCUCUCCCAAUGAUGAAUAUACCCUUUUCAAUGGUUUCAUGCAUUUAAGUUGUGGUCUAUGUGUGGGAUUCGCAUGUUUAAGUAGUGGAUACGCUAUUGGUAUCGUAGGAGACGUCGGUGUCAGAAAAUUCAUGCAUCAACCAAGAUUAUUCGUUGGAAUCGUACUGAUACUUAUCUUUUCUGAAGUCCUCGGAUUAUAUGGUAUGAUCGUUGCAUUGAUCUUAAACACAAGAGGUUCUGAAUAA
Messenger RNA from Kazachstania africana CBS 2517, 498 nucleotides. RefSeq names its product H(+)-transporting V0 sector ATPase subunit c' (gene VMA11). The coding region runs from base 1 to 498 and encodes 165 amino acids. The transcript has a single exon. Gene Ontology annotation, biological process: proton transmembrane transport. NCBI's taxonomy places the organism in Eukaryota, Fungi, Ascomycota, Saccharomycetes, Saccharomycetales, Saccharomycetaceae. Gene Ontology annotation, molecular function: proton-transporting ATPase activity, rotational mechanism. The record is from RefSeq and is a predicted model, not a curated record. Gene Ontology annotation, cellular component: proton-transporting V-type ATPase, V0 domain.